This is a messenger RNA of Mercurialis annua (annual mercury), 2177 nucleotides long. Its product is annotated as 3beta-hydroxysteroid-dehydrogenase/decarboxylase. Gene Ontology annotation, biological process: steroid biosynthetic process. Gene Ontology annotation, molecular function: 3-beta-hydroxy-Delta5-steroid dehydrogenase (NAD+) activity. The transcript is spliced from 12 exons. NCBI's taxonomy places the organism in Eukaryota, Viridiplantae, Streptophyta, Magnoliopsida, Malpighiales, Euphorbiaceae. The coding region runs from base 115 to 1857 and encodes 580 amino acids. The record is from RefSeq and is a predicted model, not a curated record.
UUCCAUUUAUACACACUUUCCGCGCCAAAUCUUUUCCUUUUAUAAAUAAAUAAAAAAAUAAUAAAACUGAAUCAAUUUCUCUGUUUUUAAUUCUUUUUGUUAAUCGCAUUGACAAUGGCGACGGAGGUCGCGGUUCCAUUCGGAGAAUUAAACCCUAAAAUUUGCAGUGUAAUCGGAGGAAGAAGCUGCUUUGUAGGAAGAUCUCUCGUUUUCAAUCUUCUCAGACUCGGUAAUUGGAUCGUCCGUGUCGUUGAUUCGUCUCACUCUUUUGAACAACAACUCGACCUCACUCACUCAGCUGACGCUAUUUCUUCUGGCCGUGCUUCUUUUCACCCUGUCGACCUUCUCGAUGUCUCCGCUAUCGCUAAAGCUAUUGAAGGUUCAUCUGUCGUAUUUUAUAUGGAAGCUACCAGUUUUUUGAAUGAUGAUUUCUAUUAUUGCUACAAAACUGUAGUGCAAGGUGCUAAAAACGUCAUCGAUGCUUGUCAACAGUGUAAAGUUCGAAAGCUGAUCUAUAACAGUUCCGCUGAUGUAAUUUUUGAUGGUUCACAUGAUAUAUGCAAUGGAGAUGAGUCCUUACCCUGCCAUUGGAAAUUUGAGGAUAUGCUGAGUGAUCUUAAGGCUCAUGCAGAAGCAUUAGUUUUGUUUGCUAACAACAUUGGUGGCCUUUUGACAUGUGCACUUCGUCCUAGCAAUGUCUUUGGACCUGGAGAUACACAACUUGUGCCAUUCUUGAUAAAUUUAUCAAAAUCUGGCUUUGGAAAGUUUAUUAUAGGAAGUGGUGAAAAUAUGUCGGACUUUACCUAUGUUGAGAAUGUUGCUCAUGCUCACAUCUGUGCAGCAGAAGCUUUAGAUUCUCGGAUGAUCUGUGUCGCAGGAAAGGCAUUUUUCAUUACCAAUCUCGAGCCCAUGAAAUUUUGGGAAUUUGUAUCAUUAAUACUAGAAGGCUUGGGGUACCAAAGACCUUUGAUAAAACUUCCGGCUCAUAUGGUGUGGUGUGUUCUAGUGUUUGCCAAAUGGAUGCACGAAAAGUUGGACUUCAGAAAAUAUAACCAUUCCCUGUCGGCUUAUUUCUUUCGUUUAGCUUCACAUACGAGGACUUUUAACUGCAGUGCAGCUCAAAAGUACAUUGGGUACUCACCGGUUGUCUCUCUGGAUGAUGGCAUUGCAUUGACCACUGAAUCUUUUGCAAAGUUGGUCAAAGACCCGUCUUUCAUGAGAUGUACUAAUUCUGAAGAACAAUCAAAGGUCGAAAAGCUAUUGGGGGGCGGGAAAGUUGCAGACAUUUUACUGUGGAGAGAUGAGAAGAAAACAUUUACGUAUUUCCUCGCUUUUGCUGUAUUGUUUCAUUGGUUUUUACUUUCUGGAAGAACUUUUACCUCAUCUGCUGCUAGGCUUCUGCUGUUAACCACCGCAAUUUUAUAUGGAUAUGGCUUUCUACCAGAAAAGAUAGCCGAUUUUACCAUUCAGAGGAUGUCUUUGUCUUGGUUUGAAGUUUCAGAGUCGGCGGUGAGAGAUUCAGUGACAUCCAUAGCAUCUAUGUGGAACAGAGGUGUUCAUAGCUUGCAAAUAUUGCUUCAAGAAAGGGAUGCAAACAAACUCUUGAAGGUUGCAUUUUCCCUCUAUAUUCUCAAGUUGAUUCUGUUGCACUCAUUGACUGCGGUGGUGGGUGUAGCUCUGGUAUUUGGCUUCACGGGCUUCUUUGUUUACGAGCAAUAUGAAGUAGAACUUGACGGAUUGGUAAAGAUUCUGCACAGAGGAAUAGACAAGUUGAAGAGAUUGUUGAUGCGGAACCUUCCUGCUUCAGUGGCAUCAUUUCUACAAAACAAUGGGAUGCUGCUGCGUAAAGAUGAUUGACCCGAGAUGAAAGUGUUAAUUUUUGUUUUUUGAUUUAUACGAUCAAUUAGCCUCACAAAGAACUGUAGAGAGAUGUCCCCCUAGCAAAAGAAAAAAAUGGGGAUAUGUUAGUAUAGCACAAGAUUCCGCCUUUUUCCUUACGCUUUUACAUCCUCAGUAACUCUGAUCGCUGAUACCUGAAAUGAUAGGUUUAGCUCGUAGAGUGCAUCUCUUUUGUAACAUGAAUGCGAGUGUGGAAGUAAAUCGGGGAAAAUAUUGAAAUAUAGUCAGAAAGAGACCGGAUGAUGAUAAAUCUGAUUGUUUGAAAUAUUAUUUUACGA